AUGUAUCGUCCCAACCUCACUGUCGACUGUGCCCUUGCCCGGCUCACCAAGGAGUUGGAACAGACCUCACCGCUUCCUAGCACGCCAGCAACCGCACGCUCUAUCGGCAUACCAGCCACGAAGCUUACCAGCAUUGAAUACUCGCCCGUACCCGAGGAAGCACCCGACCGAGACGAGCCCUUCGAUUUCCAGGCCCUUCCACCUGAGCUGCGUAACAAGACCUAUCAUAUCGCUCUCGCUCACGAUGUUUCCGAGGGGAUGAUGCCUAACACGGCGCUCCUGCGAACAUGCAAGCAAAUCCACGAUGAAGCCUUCCUCUUGAUCGAAGACUUGGGCCGCAUCGCUCUCGAAGUGGAAGUUGGUGAUCAUGGUACUCUGCAAGUCCGCGGUAACGUUCAAGGCGGCAUCAAGGUCUUCGACAACUUCGCACCAUUGGCCGAAUUCGAACGCAUUUUCCCCGAUUACCUCCACCGCUUCUCACAAGUGGACGUUUCCAUCAAACUGGCAGACCAAGAAGACAAAGACACCCCAAGCGACCUUUACCUCCAGACCUUUGGCACCGUCAACCGAUUUCUCUUCAGCCUGGCCAACGAACUAAAAUCACAAAACGGUCUCCAUCGGCCAAGUACCCAGCAACGCAAACCCACCAUAACCAUCGAAAUCAACUCAACCUGCCUUGCCCUCGAGAACCGCGCCACCCUAGCCGAAGAACUCCUCUACCCCCUCGCCAAAAUCCCCCUCACCUACAACCUCUCCAUCGCCGAAAACUCCAUCUCAGCCGAAACAGGAGACCUCCUCGCCGCCCUACGCGAACACCACAACCGCCCAGCCUCCACCGUGGCGCCGGAAGUCCACUACAACCUCCUAACCCAAUGGAACCUCACCAAAACGCAUCUCACUCUCACCACCCAUCUCAACGUCCAGCCCAACCAUCAACGCAUCCGCCUCUCCAGAACAGCACCACACCGCACCAUCGCCUUACUCCGGCUCAAACAUUUCGGUAAAGCGUGUUAUCAUUUGCUUGAGUCGGUGAUUGAGGAUCGCGCGAUCGUGUUCUCGCAGAGGAGUGAGAAUCGGGUUUAUGGGACGUUGGUGACUUUGCAGCGUGUUCUGCAGACUUUGGGCAGAGAGAGGGGGUUGAGUGUGGAGAAGCUUCAGGAAGAGUGUGAGGAGAUUGAGAUGGGGUUUGCGAGGAUGGUAGGGGAUAGGUCGCCGUUGGCUUGA
Cercospora beticola is the source of this 1224-nucleotide messenger RNA. RefSeq lists its product as uncharacterized. The record is from RefSeq and is a predicted model, not a curated record. NCBI's taxonomy places the organism in Eukaryota, Fungi, Ascomycota, Dothideomycetes, Mycosphaerellales, Mycosphaerellaceae.